AGAUCUCAGAGUAACUGAUCGAUUGCGUAUCAGAAGAGUUUCAAAUAUUCCAACGUGUGACACGUGGAUAAGCCUAUGUAUUUAAAAUGGCUCCAUUCUAUUUGUAAGGCACUCGUGUUGUUCAUUUCAGCCAACCCAACAAGACCCAAGAAUGGAAAUUACAUUUUAAGCCCAAAUUUUAGCUUGAAACAAGGUUUUCAACUUUGGCAGUAUGAUCCCAGCUGUUGUUAGCGGCUUAAUUUACGUAAAGGCAAGAAUAGACAUGGAAAUUUUUUCUCCAGCAGUGAGGAAAUUGUGGAAGGAAUGGGAGCUUCGUGUUCUGGUUCUACUCAGCCUUGUCUUGCAGAUACUAUUAAUCUUUUUUGGAAAUCGUAGGAAAUAUUCGAGGAGAACCUGGGUUCGAGUGCUGUUAUGGUGUGCCUACUUGAUGGCCGAUUGGGUAGCUACAGUUGCUCUUGGAGUGCUCUUGAACAACAUGGGAGAUCUGUACGAGGACAAUAAGAGUAAAAAACCAAAGUUAGACGCAGACACACAGCUUACUGCAUUUUGGGCGCCAUUUCUUCUGCUGCACUUGGGUGGCCCUGAUACUAUCACUGCAUAUUCUUUGGAGGACAAUGAACUGUGGUUGAGACACUUUCUUGGGAUUGGAGUACAAACAGGAGUCGCACUGUAUAUAUUUCUUCUGGCCUGGUCAAGUUCUCGCUUCUCCAUUCUUACCAUGCCAAUGUUCUUGGCAGGAAUUAUCAAAUAUGGAGAGAGGACAUGGUCGCUUCGAACAGCAAGCAACGAGCAAUUGAGAGAUUCCAUGAUUACAGCUCCAGAUCCCGGUCCGAAUUACUCCAAGUUCAUGGAGGAAUUCACUUUAAAGCAAUGUGAAGGGUUCUAUGUAGUAGCAGAUGAAGUAGUUGAGGGGCAAGUCACAGUGGAUGUUUCUUCCAUGGGGGAUAUUUCCUUUGAAGGUGCAACCGAAUUGCUUAAAGCUCAUUACUUAUUCAAGACUUUCAAGCGUCUCUUUGUUGAUCUCAUCCUCAGUUUUCAGGAUCGAGACAAUAGCCAGUCUUUGUUUGGUCAAAUAUCCUGCCAAGAUGCUUUCAAAAUUGUCGAGAUUGAACUCGGAUUCAUGUAUGAUUUGCUCUACACUAAAGGAACAAUAAUUUACACACGCAAGGGCUGUUGGCUUCGGUUCAUCACUCUCGCCACCACCUGCAUUGUACUAGUCUUUUUCUCUUUAUCCAGCAAGCAUAAAUGCUCCAAGAUUGAUAUAGCCAUAACCUUCUUGUUGCUGGUUAUAGCUGUUCUUCUUGAGCUAUAUGCAAUGCUUUUACAAGUCUCAUCAGAUUGGACAGAUCUUUAUCUGUCUAAGCACAAAGGAGUUAUUCGCCAAGUAAUCACUCCUCUACAGCUGCGUAGACGUCAGAGAUGGUCAAACUCCCUGCCGCAAUAUAGUUUAUUGAGCUAUUGCCUCACAUGUCAGCCCAUGAUGAUCGACAGCAAAAUCCACAAGCUCUUUGGCAUUGACAAAAUACUAGAAUACCAGCAUGUGACUUGGGAAGAAGUCACUGAUGAGUUGAAAGAUUCCAUAUUUCAACAUCUCAAGAAGAAAUUCGACAAUCUCAUGCAGACUAAAUCAAGCACAGAAGAACAGAAGUACCAGAAAGAGCUUAAAGAUAUCUGCAUGUAUAGGGGGAGUCACGCCCUCCGCGAGUUUAAUCAAUUGCUUUGGAGUGUGGAGGUAGAGUUUGACCAAAGCAUUCUUAUUUGGCACAUUGCUACAAUUCUAAUGCAAUCUAAGGAAAAUAGGCAGGGGGAGCAACAAAAUGAAGAGAAUAAGCUAACAAUCAAAGUUGAUGAUCAAGGUAGGCAAGGGGAGCAACAAAAUGAAGUGUCGAGUGGGCAAAAUGAGCAAAAAAAUGAAGAGUCCAUUGGGCAAAAAGAGCAAAAAAAUGAAGUGCUAAGUAUGGAAAGUGAGCGUGAGCAAAAAACUGAAGUGUCGAGUGUGCAAAGUGAGCAAAAAACUGAAGUGUCGAGUCUGCAAAGUGAGCAUAAAAAUGAAGUGCCAAGUGUGCAAACUGAGCAUAAAAAUGAAGUGUCAAGUGUGCAAAGUGAGCAAAAAACUGAGGUGGCGAGUGUGCAAAGUGAGAAAAAAACUGAAGUGUUGAGUGUGCAAAGUGAGCAUAAAAAUGAAAUGUCAAGUGUGCAAAAUGAGCAAAAAACUGACGUGGCGAGUGUACAGAAUGAGGAAAAAAAUGAGGUGUCAAGUGGGCAAAUUGAGCAGAAAAAUGAAGUGUCAAGUGUGCAAAAUGAGCAAAAAACUGAAGUGUGGAGUGUGCAAAAUGAGCAAAAAACUGAAGUGUGGAGUGUGCAAAAUGAGCAAAAAAUGAAGUGUCGAGUGGGCAAAAUGAGCAACAAAAUGAAGUGUUGAGUGGGCAAAAUGAGCAAAAACCUAAAGUGGAAAGUGUGCAAAGUGACCAUAAAAAUGAAGUGUCUAGUGAGCAAAAUCAGCCCAAAAAUGGAGUGCUAAGUGGGAAAAAUGAACAGAAUAAUGGCAAGGACUUUAAAAAAAUAAGCAAAUCAUUGUCGCAGUAUAUGUUGUAUCUCCUGGUUAUGCGUCCUUCCAUGUUGCCAAUGGGGAUCGGGAAGAUCAGAUACCAAGACACUUGCACUGAAGCAACAAAAUUUUUUCAAGAGCACAAAUCCACAGCAU
Messenger RNA from Jatropha curcas, 2704 nucleotides. RefSeq lists its product as uncharacterized. NCBI's taxonomy places the organism in Eukaryota, Viridiplantae, Streptophyta, Magnoliopsida, Malpighiales, Euphorbiaceae. The record is from RefSeq and is a predicted model, not a curated record.